UGCGGGCCGUGGUGGUGAGGAGGAGGAGGAGAAGGGGGAGGAGGAGGGGAGCGGCCUUCCUCCCUCGUGGUUCUGUAUCAGAGCCCUCCUGGGGCUGUCCGUCCAUCUGUGCGUCCAACCCUGCAGGUCCACUGGAAUAAAAGCGGUUUGUGAGACAGUGGCGGUGCUGGGGGGGUCCGUCCUGCCUCCCCCUGCAGCCCCUCCCCAACCCUCACCCCCCCGGCAGCUGUGUUUGCUCAGAGAAUUGGCCCCGGGCUGCACACGGUGCUGACGUCCGUCCUAUGGCUCAUACACGUCCCAGGGGAUGGCACUGCAGGGAUGUCUCCUUUCGGUCACCAUAGAGGUUGGGUUGGGGGGGAGGACACCCUAUAGCCAGACUGUGGGUGGGGAGGGAGACCCCCGCAGACAGGCUGUGCCUCCCUGCCUGCGUCAGUGGGUGUUUGCCCACCACCCACGGGCUGUUGGGGGGGGGGAGAUAAAGGCAGCUGAGCCCCGCAGCGGAGGGGAUGGACGCUGCAGUGGGAAGAUGGGCACUGCGUGGCUCUGCUUGCUCUGCGCAGCCAGCGCCGGCCUCGUCCCGCUGGGCAGUGGGGGGGAACAACGGCUGUGGGCAGCCCCACGUCGUGAGGAGCCGGAGCUGAAAAGGGAUCCCCAGCGGGACGGGAUGGGCAGCAUUCACCUGCUUGUUCUCUCUCUGCUCACGGAGCUCCUGCCCCGCGGCGCCGACGCCAGAGGUGCCGGUGUUGAGGCUCUGCAGGAGGUGCUGGAGAAGCUGCGGAGCCGGGAGCUGCCGCCGACAGCCAAGAAGCCGGGCAGGGUACCCUCGUGCCACCUCGGGGAGCCCUGCGCCGUGCGGGUGGGGGCUCGCUAUGGGAAGCGCUGCAGCUGCCCCCCCGGCACCGCCUGCAACCUCUACGUCCUGCGGUGCUCCUGAGGGCUGGGGGCACCACGGCUGCUGCCGUCUGCCGGGAUGCCGCUGUUUCAGGCUGUGCCACGUGCUGUGGAAGGGGGGGGCCGCGGGUCCCGGCCCACUCCCCGCACGGAGAUGCGCUCCUCUGCCCUGAUCUGAGUGCCUUCACACCCCCCUGGGGGCCGCAUUAAACCUCUUGGACCCGUG
Molecule: messenger RNA, 1117 nt
Organism: Gallus gallus (chicken)
Lineage: Eukaryota; Metazoa; Chordata; Aves; Galliformes; Phasianidae
Product: cocaine- and amphetamine-regulated transcript protein-like
Exons: 3
Coding region: 305-934 (209 amino acids)
Biological process (GO): cellular response to starvation; positive regulation of MAPK cascade; G protein-coupled receptor signaling pathway
Molecular function (GO): neuropeptide hormone activity
Source: RefSeq, a predicted model, not a curated record